Messenger RNA from Acyrthosiphon pisum (pea aphid), 1512 nucleotides. Its product is annotated as piggyBac transposable element-derived protein 4-like. Bases 1 to 1512 code for a protein of 503 amino acids. The record is from RefSeq and is a predicted model, not a curated record. The transcript has 2 exons. Lineage: Eukaryota; Metazoa; Arthropoda; Insecta; Hemiptera; Aphididae.
AUGGAUCCUGCCGCUAUCAAUGAAUUAUUAUACGCCAGUUCAGACGAUGAAAGUUUUAUUGAGUAUGACGAUAGUUCCGAUGAAUAUUUUCCUGGUGAUACCGAAGAGCGCGAAGUAAGUGAUGACUCAAAUUGUUCUAGUGAUAGCGAAGAUUAUAAUAUAAGUGAUGAUUGGGAAACCAAUAGAAAUGAAGAACCUCAGUUUAUUCCGUUUACUGGAAAUCCAGGGUUAUUGAGCCAUGUGCUGGAUGAUGAACCAUAUAGCUUAACACCAAAAUCAAAUCUAUCUACCUGGUAUAAUACUGAUGUAGUUGAAUUAAAAAAGUUUUUAGGUUUGACUAUUGUGAUGGGUUAUUUAAAAUUUCCGACACUUCGCACUUAUUGGUCACAGAAUGAAAUUGAUAAUCAUCCUAUUUUUGGUAAAACAAUGAGUAGACACCGGUACGAGACUAUUUUACGCUGUUUGUGUUUUUACCAACCAAAUUUAGUUGACCAUUCAGACAGGUUACAUAAAAUAAGUAAUGUUACAAAUCAUAUAAUUAACAAUAUUCGUACCAAGUACUAUCCGAACGAAAAUUUAUCCUUAGACGAAUCUAUGUUGUUAUGGAGGGGCAGACUAAGUUUUCGUCAAUAUAUACCAAGCAAAGCUCAUAAAUAUGGUAUAAAGUUUUAUGAACUGUGUACAAAAGAUGGGUUUAUAUUGGAUAUUUUGAUAUAUAAAGGCAAAGGUACAGUUGAAGACAGUAGAGGUGUAACAUUUGGAAUUGUUGCUAAGCUUAUGGAGCCAUACUUAGGAAAAGGUCAUACAGUAUAUAUGGACAACUUUUACAAUAGUGUACCUUUAGCUCAAUUUUUAUUUGAAAAUCAAACUAAGGUUGUUGGUACAUUGAGAAAAAACAGAAAAGAUAAUCCCAAAGAUACUUUGAAUGCUAAAUUGGGCAAAGGUGAAGUAGCUCAUGUCCAGAAAGGCAAUAUACACGUAAUUAAGUAUAAUGAUAAAAGAGAUGUGUGCAUGAUUUCUACCAAACAGAAAAUGGACUUUGUAGAAUUCACAGACAGAUUUGGACGGAAAAAAAUGAAACCUAAUAUUAUUGUUGAUUACAAUAAUAAUAUGUCUGGUAUUGACAGGGCUGAUCAAAUGAUCAGCUACUAUCCUACACCUAGAAAAUGUUUACGAUGGUAUAUAAAAGUUUUUUUUCACCUCAUGGAUAUGUGCUUAUGGAAUGGAAAUCUAUUGUAUAAUAAGCACGUUAAAAAUAUGGCUCACUUAGAAUUUAGAAAAUGUGUUGCAAGUUGUCUUAUUGGUAUUUCAUACAAUCAACGAGUAGUUCAUAAUAAACCAUCACAAAAAACGCAUAAUCUUAUGAAAGUAAAUAUUAGAAAAAGAUGUAGAGUUUGUCAUCAGAAUAAACUGCGAAAAAAUACUGCUUUUGUUUGUGAUACAUGCAAGGAUGAUAAAGGGAAUACAAUCGGUUUAUGUCCUGAUCCUUGUUUUAAGAUUUAUCAUUUAUAA